AUGAAUGAUUUUGAUUUUUCUCCUGAUGAGAUGAUAGAAAUUUUAGAAAAGGCAGCACAAUCUGAUAAAGAAGCCGAGAAGAUUAGAUCUAACUAUAUAAAAAGGACUGAUUCUUAUGCAAUUUUUCUGGCUAUCUUAGAACGUAGUGAUAUAUCAAGACAAAUACGAUUUAUAUGUCUAAAUACUAUUAAAAAUAUUGUUACUAAUUCAGAAGUCCAUAGAAAACUGCUUCAACGCAUUAUUUACGAUUAUAUUGACAAUAAUUAUCAAUAUUUGUACACUGUUGAUUUUUUGAAGAACUGCAUAUCAGAUCUAUUUGUUAUUGAGUUACAAGAUGCUCCAGAUUUGGCUACAAAAAUGAUUGAAAAAUUUAUCUCAGGAGAUCAAGGCCAAUUCAUUCUAGGUAUUGAAUUUGCAAAAAGCUACAUUCAGAAAACACAUUUAUUCGAUGAAUUCAGUUCAAUUUUCUCAGCAAUUUGCAGAAUUUUAAAUAAUCCUGAUUAUUCUGAUUUAUACAAAACAUUUUGCAUCCAAUUCAUCUCAGUAUUCACUGAAGAUUUAUUUAAAUCGAAAUUAAAAGAAAUUCCUUCAUAUUUCAGAAAUCAAAUUUCAAUCUUCUCAAUUACCGGAUUCUUCUCGCAAUUACUAAGAGUCCCUCCACAAACAGGUCAAUCCCUCAUCAAUUUCAUUGAAUAUUUAGCUCAAAUGCCUCCAAUAACUUCUGUUCCUUCAUUUCUUGAUCCAAUUGACGAAGAAACACUAAAUAUGAAGUAUGCACAAUCAAUAUCGGAGAUAAUAGAGAAUAUUAACAUCGCUUUCGGUGCUCAACAGAUUACAUUUGAACAAUUUGCAGAUUUGGCCGAUCUUUCAACGACAAUUUCACAAAUAAAUGUUGUAGAAAGAUUAGAAGAUAGAGAACUCGUUUGUAACUUCGUAAAUUCUGUUCUUUCAGCGCUAAAUCGUUCAAUUUCAAAAGAUUCAUUGAUCCAGAACAGUUUAAUAGCUGAGAAACUCUUUAACGCAUUAUAUAAUGUCAUAAAUCUCUUGCACGAGAACGAAAUGCAAGAAUUUUUUGAAAAAUCUUUGCCAGAUUUAAACCAAGCGUUUUACAGCACUUUAUUUGAGCAGACAACAGACCAGAAUGGCUGCUUAUACGCUAUAUAUGAGAAUGAUGCCUCUUAUUCCUUAUUUUCCAAUUUUUCGCAUAUUUUACUUUUUAAUUAUCAACAAAACAUUGAGAAUUUGAUUGAAACGAUCAAUGAUUUAGCAUCUAACAAGAACAUAGGAAUAGCUGCAUGCAUCGAAAUAGGCUGCAAACUGAUGUCAAACAGAUCAAAAGACAAAAACCACCUUCCCUCUGAAAAUAUCAAGACAGACGUGUCAUUGAUCACAACAGUAGCUGAUAUAGUCGCGAAUCUCGAACCUCUCGUUGACCAAUUCUCAUUUUCGGCAACAAAUAAUCCGAAAAUUUGGCUGGAACUCGCUCUAGUUCACUUUUUCGUAUCUGUACAGAAGAUAUAUCUCAAUACUGUUGUAGGAAGAGCGUUCUUUUCACAAAAUCCGUUGAUUUUUUCGGUAUUUUUCAGUAGAAUUUUAUUUGAUUUAAGUUCUGAAGACAUUGACUUCCAAGAACUCAACCAAAUGGUCUCAUGUUUGAAUUUCGACUCAUUCCCCGACGAAGUCAUCAACGAAAUCCUUUCAAACGAGGAAAUAAUGAAGAAUGUAAUUUCUUGUCAUUUUCCUUUCAUUUUUGAUGAGAAUCUUGAUGACCAAUCGAAGGCUUUGUACAGAACAUUGUUUUCUUUCGCGAAUAGAUGUAAGGAUGACUCAGUUCUUUCGGCAAUUCUCCAAUCAAAUAUUCCAAGAUUGGAUAAUCCGCAGUUAGUUAAAUGUACGUUGGAUUCUUUGCUCGGAUUCUUCGAAACUAGAAGGAAUAUUGAGUAUACCCUUAAUUUCUUCGUCGAAGCUUUCUUCCCAAAAAUUAUUGAAAUCACAAAUUUGGAAGAAAACGUCAAAAACGUAUCGGAGUUCUGCCUGAAGUAUAGUCAGAUCAUUGAGCAAUCGGAUGACAUCGAAUGCCUAUCGGAAAUGGCAAUGACGCAGUUCAAAAGUUUUUCAACACUUUUUUCCCAUAUCGUUAAAAUUUCGAAUUCAAAUGAAAAAAGUGUCAUGGAAAAUUUGACAAGCUCUGUUUACAAUAUGUUGAAAUGGAAAUGUGUUAAUUAUGGAGUUCUUUAUCUUUACGGGAACAAGGAUAUUUAUGGCAUUUUAGUUGAUUAUUUUUCAAAAAUUUUUUCAAUCGAAAUUGAAAAAAUUAUUACAGAUCAUCUCUUCUUAUUUAAGAUUGUUGAUGUUAUUGUUGAAUCAUCUUACUUAUUCCGUCAAGAUUUGGCUGAUAUUCCUUUAGGAAUUCGUAUUUCUUGCAUAGAAUUCAUGACGAUUUCCAUUUCUUUGUCCGACCAAGUUAAUUAUAUGAUAGAAAAUAUCUGUAACUCAAUAUUAACAUGUUUUCUGGACGACCUUGACCUUGUUACUGAUGAAAACAAUUGUUUACAUAAGUUUUUAGUAAGUUUGGUAUUUUUGUAUGUUAGAAAAGAAUUUCCAGACCAAAAACCUGUGAAAGAAGCAAUAUAUGCUUUGAUCAAAGCUGAUAGAGACUUCCUUUUGACUGCUCUUUCUUCAACCGAAAUGUCAACUGAUGAAAAUAGAGAAUUCGUUGUUUCGUUGGUCGAAUAUAUUCAGAAUAAUAUCUAUAGUGAGAAUGUGUGGAAUAGCUUGAAUACUGCCCUCAAAAUGAUAGUAGAAUCUGUGAAUAAUUUAGAUUAA
Messenger RNA from Trichomonas vaginalis G3, 2826 nucleotides. RefSeq lists its product as uncharacterized. NCBI's taxonomy places the organism in Eukaryota, Parabasalia, Trichomonadida, Trichomonadidae. The transcript has a single exon. The record is from RefSeq and is a predicted model, not a curated record. The coding region runs from base 1 to 2826 and encodes 941 amino acids.